AUGAAUAUACAGUUAAAACAACUUGCAGAUAAAUCUAGAAAAACUGUAAAUUCCAUUAUAAAAAAUGAUCUUCCCCCUAUAGAAAGGAACUUGGAACAAAUUGAGAAACAAUCGCGUAAACUUGCCGAUAGAGUUAUUAGACUUGGUGAAAAUACAGAAAGAAAAACUCCUUUUUUUUUGGCUAAUAUUGGAAUUGAUGGUGAUAAAUUGGCACAGGAUUUAAAUAGCAUCAAUAUAUUUAAUACUUUUGAACCAAGAAUUGUUUUAUCAGACACCGAUGUUGAAAAGUAUCUUGACCAUAAUCAUCAAAAGGCAUUUACUGAGACUAUUAAAGAUGGUCAUACACAGACAAUAAACGAAUGUAAUUCACUUUAUGACAAAUUGCUUAUUAAAGAUUGGGCAAAUACAAAAAAGCAAGCAUUCGGAGAACUUGGACAAUUCAAUGUCAGCAGUUCGAGUUCAAGUCAAAUACAACGAUCAUAUAUUCCUAUAACAGGUCAUCAUUCUUCCAUCAAAUCAACAAUAAAUUUAAAUCAACGUCACAUGGUUUAUUUCGAUAUUGUUGUAAAAUUGAAUGAUUCUAGACUAUUUGAUCGUGAUUAUGGUGUUAUUUCUGAAUUUUUCUUGGCAUCAAAAAAAAUUUCAAUGGAUUAUAGUAAGAAACUUAUUGAUUGUUGGCAAGCACUUAAACACAUUGUUGGAGAACAUAAUGUUAUUGAAGGAACAUUUAGACGAAACGCUUUGAAGCAACGGUGUUUCGCUCAAGUAUAUGAAACACCACUUCAAAAUCCUUUAUAUAAAGAAUUAUGCAAAUCUUUUAUAAAUGGUGCCAAAAAAUAUUUAGAAGAAAUAUAUUGUACUUGGUCAAGGGAUAUGAUAGAUUCUUUUAGAAAUGAAGCAAUGAUGGGGGGUCAACCAUCAGCUAUUAACAAGAUAGUAGAAAAUAAUAUCCCUAUAUGGGGCUUGUUAUAUGUUCUUAUGAGACAAGGUCAUUACGAUCAUGCAUUGGAAGCAAUAGAAAAACUUACAUCAAAUGAAAGACAAGCUUUUAUUGCAGAAAUAAAACUAAAACCAAAAUUAACAGUUCAAACUCAAGACCUUUACAAAUCACUUAUAUAUCAGGUAGUAGCACAAUUAGAAGAAUUGCCUCAAAAACCACCAAUCUACAUAUUAUGUUGCAUUCGAGAAAUCGAAUCAAUUCAGGAUGGAUCGAGUGAUACUGUGACAUUAAGUGGUUUUCAAAAAGAAAUUUCGACCUUUGGACCUAAUUACUUUACUUCAAAUGGAAAAGAUCCUAUACAAUACUUUCGUGCUUUAUUACUUUCUCUUCAAUUUGAAAGGGCAAUAGAUUAUUUAUUGCAAACAGAUUAUAAGGAGGACGCUGUACAUUUUGCUAUCACUCUUGCGUAUUAUGGAUUAUUAAGAGUACCGGAAGAUGGAGAAUCUUUAGCACUAUUUUUUGAAAAAAAAGAAAAUGAUAGUAACCAAGUAGUUGCUAAAUUUAAUUUCAACAAACUUAUUGUACAGUAUGUUCACAUGUUGAUCAGUGAUCAUGAUAAUAUUGCGACUCAUUCACUUCACUAUCUUCUUUUACUGUAUCUGUAUGGUAAUCAUCGUGAUGAUUUUGGAAGAUACCAAAUAGAAAUAAAUCAUGAUCACAUGAGACAUCUAGUGCUUGAAACAAAUGCAGGCCUUAUGAGGAAAUACAUGAAAUUGAUGUUUAUAAACGAUGAAAAAGAAUUCAAAGAAAAAAUCAUAAAUAUGCUUGCUAGACAAUUUUUUGAUGAUGGAAAAUUUAAUGCUGCAAGGCGUUUAUAUGAAAUAACCGAGAAUUACGAGGAAUGUGUAGCUUUACUUAAUAAAAUACUUGCAGAAUAUAUAUGGAUUGUCAUGAGUGGAGUGCCGGUGCAACCAGAUACAGAAAUAGAAUUUAAUCCUAAUGAAGUCGCUAGAAUAUCUAAAGAAUAUGAACAACUUCAUUAUACUAAUAAUGUCUCAGCUAACCUUUUGAAUGACAAUAAAACAUUACUCAAACUAGUUGAAUUUGUAGAACUAUAUAAACAACAAGAUUAUGGAAGAGCAGUGUCUUCAAUAAAAAAAAUAGAUCUUUUCCCGUUUGUAGAUGAUAUUAGUAUUAUUAUGGAAAAAGCAAAUGCAAUUAAUGGUAUAGAUGAAUCGUUGAAAAAAUCUAUAACAGAGCUUUUAUAUAUAACUAUGAAGUGCAUUGUACAUCAUCAACAACAUUUAAAAGAUCAAUUGAUACAUGGAACACCAGGGUUAAAAAUAGUUAAUGAUAGUGAAUUAUAUGAACUUCAGAGAAAUGCUAAAGCUCUUGUUACCUUUGCAGGUUAUGUACAAAACAGUAUUAUCACGUCUGAUAUUUUUUAUAAAUUAAAUGAAUUAGAAGUGCAAAUGAGAUAA
Messenger RNA from Entrophospora sp. SA101, 2421 nucleotides. NCBI's taxonomy places the organism in Eukaryota, Fungi, Glomeromycota, Glomeromycetes, Entrophosporales, Entrophosporaceae. The record is from the annotation of a GenBank genome assembly.